Molecule: messenger RNA, 1084 nt
Organism: Anoplophora glabripennis (Asian longhorned beetle)
Lineage: Eukaryota; Metazoa; Arthropoda; Insecta; Coleoptera; Cerambycidae
Product: beta-2-syntrophin
Exons: 6
Coding region: 1-1032 (343 amino acids)
Cellular component (GO): dystrophin-associated glycoprotein complex; intracellular anatomical structure
Molecular function (GO): structural molecule activity
Source: RefSeq, a predicted model, not a curated record
AUGGAAAAGAAGAAAAGGGACAACGUGAAAUACUUGAGAGAAGUUACACCUUACUUUCGCAAAGCAAGUAUUAUAUCAGAAGUUGGUUGGGAAUUGCAACGAGGGUUUCUUUCCGGAGCACCCCCCGCGGUCAGAUCUCCACAACGAGCCGAUACUCGCUAUCUACCACUACAACUUUGUCAUCUGGCAAGAAAUUUUAGGUAUCCUGACCCUGAGGGUCGAACAUUGGAAUUGCAUUCGCCAGAUGCAGUACACAGCUGUGUUCUACGAGCUGCUGAUCCGGCGGAAGCUGCAGCUUGGUUCAACACGCUUCAUUCAGCAUUAGCCGUCCUAACAACUGCCGCCCUCCACGAAGCUUCCAGAGCAAUCCCAGAUCUUAGGCAUAUAGGCUGGUUAUUGAGGAGACCUCGAAUGGAGAACAAUAUGUCGAGUUCUGAGAGUUCCGACGACAUGGACCGGUGGCAGUCUGUAUUCGCCGCGGUGACAGACAGUGAACUUAGAUUUUACGAGAGUGCCCCUUGGUCUGGAGACGCAUGGAGAGCGCCCGCUGAAGCUUAUUCAUUAAUAGCGACGCGACUUGUAGGAUCUGGAAAACGUGCUGAAUUGCCGGAAUUCAGUAUAAGGUGUGCCACGGUGGAAGGAGUUAUUACGCACAGCCUACGAGCUGAAACGCACAGAGAUUUAGCUGGAUGGGCAAAAGCGCUGGUUAAUGGUAGCCAUGCAAGUGCGGUCACACAGAGGGAGCUUGUGUGCAGGUGUAUUUGGAAAGGACGACCUGCGCAGUUAGUCAUUCAUUAUGAAAAUGGAUUUACAUUGCUUGAAGCAGGAACUGGCUCUAGGACACUGUGGAGAUAUUCUUUUGAUAAGCUUAGAAAUUCUUCAGACGACGGUAAACGUUAUCUAUGGUUAGACUUUGGAUCUGGCGAAGAAUCUGAAGUAGAAUUAGAUAUGGAAGGAUGUCCAAAGCCUAUCGUCUUUAUAUUACACAACUUCCUCUCUGCCAAAAUCCAUCGACUGGGAUUAACAGCUUAACUACAUUCUAAUUUAAGAACAUAAAUAUUAUUUUGAAGUAAUUUUUUUCAUA